Molecule: messenger RNA, 609 nt
Organism: Ostreobium quekettii
Lineage: Eukaryota; Viridiplantae; Chlorophyta; Ulvophyceae; Bryopsidales; Ostreobiaceae
Source: the annotation of a GenBank genome assembly
AUGUUUCAAGCCCACUUGCUGCGAAGGCUGCUGGAGUCUUGUUUCAUGCUGACCAGCGGUCGCAACGACCGCAUGCACACUGUGGCCUAUGUCUUUGGAUUAAGCUACUACCUGGUCCUUCCAAUGACGUUUGUGCCAGAUGCAUGGUGGAUGAGCUUCAGCCGCUUGAAUCUUCCAAUGGACAAUGUCGCAGAAGUCCCCAGCUAUGUGUCCAAGUAUGCAGAGGCGGCUGUCAUCGCUGUUGAGCAGACGCAGAUUGUGGGUUUUGCAAUAUUUUUGCUCGGUUCAGUGCUUCAGUUCUUGGUGCAUCGUCAGCUAUCCCAACUGAACCCAACCGCAGGAGCCCAAGCUGAAGGGGCGACACCUCAUGUGUACAAAUUGCCAAAAGGUGGCCUCUUUGAGUAUGUGUCCUGUCCACAUUAUUUCGCGGAGAUCAUCAUCUACAGUGGCCUGCUUGUCACACAGGCAGCGAAGCCUGCCUUGCACCUCGUCAUGCUCUGGGUGGUGUCCAACUUGGCAUUGGCUGCUAUGGAGACGCAUCGAUGGUAUCUCAAGAAAUUCGAAGAUUAUCCCAAGCACAGGAAGGCUCUUAUUCCUUUCAUAAUAUGA